AUGCAGCGCUCGGCCUCGCCAGACACUGUCGGGCGAGGCUCGUUCUCGUCUGUUCGAGAACAUGAGUCUGGCCUCGCCCAAUCCUUCACCUCUUCCAAAAUUUCCUCCUACGCUGAAGCCUACGAAGAAGCCGUCGACGAUACUGGAGACGUGGUCAUGGCCAAUGCCGAAUUCAUCCCUCCCAUCACGAAACCCGCGAGCAAGCUCCAUGGAGCCUGGUAUCCUGCUGGUACCUCCUAUGGCCUUGGAUGGAAGGAAAUCAGGGUGAAGGGCAGAUAUGCGAGCAAGAGUUUUAGUGAUCUUCACGCACUCCAUCGGUUCACGGCCCUGCCCCCAUCCCCCAAACUUGACGCUCAUGAAGAGACUCCUAAUACUCAAGAAGGCGAACCCGGACUCCGACCCGGCAAUUCGGCCCUUGAACGGCUUCCCGCCGAAAUCCUUACUUCAAUCAUCUCUCUACUCGUCGUCGAGACCCCUACGAAUAGCACCGCAAAGCGCAAUGCUGAUCUACGUGCGCUGCUUCUCACCUCCAAGACCCUACACGGAGCCACCCUCGGGACUCUGUACACCCACAUCACCAUACCGCAUUCCAAGAUCUACCGAAAGUUCCUGACCCAGAUCUCUACCCAUCCUGAGCUAGGUGGCUUCGUGAGGCGGCUUGACUUUAGUCAUUUUAACCCUUCAACCCUCUUCUCUACGGAGCGUGAGAGGUCUAAUGCUGGCAAUCUGACUGCCAACACCCUUCUUGAGUGCCUUGAGCUGACCCCCAAUCUCAAGGAAUUCCUUGCUCAAGAGCACAUUGGAGAAAACCUGAGCCCCGAUGUCCUGCAGAAGCUGUUCUUCGGCAGCCUGCCAAGACUCCGAGCCCUUGAUUUUUGCGGCUGCUGGCACGCCGAUUUCCGGCGUUCCUUUGAGUCACUCUUGAACGUGGAAUGGCCCAGGAGGUGA
Parascedosporium putredinis is the source of this 948-nucleotide messenger RNA. NCBI's taxonomy places the organism in Eukaryota, Fungi, Ascomycota, Sordariomycetes, Microascales, Microascaceae. The record is from the annotation of a GenBank genome assembly.